GUUACGAAGCGCCUUGGGCGGCCGCCGGCUGCCGUGACCCAGCUCGCGCCCGACGAUGUGGACACUGUCGUCGCCUCCAUUUCACAGAUAGGAAAGCUGAGGCCCAGAGACGCGAGCGAGGCAGCCGGCUCUGUCCACGGGCACGCGUGCCCCUGCCCAAAGCUAAGCAGCACCUGUCUCCCACCUCACCCUGCCUGCCGGCGACGGAAGGCCGCCGCAUCCUCCUCGGGCCCCCACCUGAGGCCACUCCCGUAGGGCCGGCCACGCCGGAAGGCUCCCCGGAGGAAGCGAAGGUACUCAGCAGGUGGAGCUGUGGCCGCGGCGGUGCGCUCUGCUUCCCGAAUCCCCACGAUCCGGGGUUUUGCGUGGAAGGAUUCCGGAGGAUAGCAAAUACCAGCACUUAAGAAGCCACAGCACGCACACUGGUGGUGAUGACUGACCCUGUGUUGGACUCGCAGCCAGCCAGCAGCGCUGGGGAGAUGGAUGGACUGUGCCCCGAGCUGUUGCUGAUCCCCCCUCCUCUUCCUGACCAUGGAAUCAUGGGGCCCGUCCAGAGCCCCUGCCCUCCCGGGGACCCUGCACCUUUGCCUGCCGACCCGGACUGUCUGCUGGUGGAGGCCACGGCGACUGAGGAGAGCCCGGCGAACAUGGAGAUCAUUGUGGAGACCGUAGCUGGAACCCUGUCCCCGGGUGCUGCCGGAGAGACCCCAGGUGUCCUGGUAAAGGUGGUGGAGGUGUACUUCUGUGAGCGCUGUGAACAGAGCUUUGCAGAGCCUACUCUGCUGGCCCUGCACCAGUGCCCUGAGACCCACAUACAGCCCGUGCAGGGCCUCGCUAGCCCCCCGUGCUCUGUAGAGCUGCCCCCCCGCAACCUCACCCUCCCUAGGCCUCUGCAGGGCCAAAGCCCACCAGAUAGCUCCCUGCCAUGCCCUGUGUGUAAACAGGAGUUUGCUCAACCCCAGACCCUGAAGAGCCACUUCAAGAUUCACCGGGCCACUCCCGACACCUUCUCCUGCCCAGAGCCUGGCUGCGUGUUCUCCGCUGAAGAUCGCAAGGGUCUGCAGCACCACCUGCGGCAGACCCAUGGAGCAGUUCCUGUGGCCUGCUCUUUCCGGGGCUGCGCCCUGCUUUUCGGGAGCCGGCAGGGCAUGGAGCUGCACCGGCAGGCCCAUUACCCUUUCCACUGCAGCCGCUGCGACUUCAUGGGCUCCAACGUGAAGCUCUUCCGGCAGCAUCAGCGGAGCCACGGGCCCGGGCCGCAGGGAGAGCGUCCCACCGUUCAGGGCCUUCCAGCCCAGGAGCUGCUGUCAGCUCCCAAGCGGCCUCCAGGACAGGGAGGGCCUUCGGAGGAAACAGGUGCGGCCUUGCCUGGGCAGGAGUCGGCCGGAGAGGAGGACGCGGAGGAGGAGGAGGAGAGCGGCACCCAGAAGGACUCCCCGAAAGUCCUGGAUAAAGUUCAGGGGGCCCAGCAGGUGGAAGGGAACGUGGCUGCUGGCACCGAGUCGCUCUUCAAGACCCACAUGUGCCCGGAGUGCAAGCGCUGCUUCAAGAAGCGGACCCAUCUCGUGGAACACCUGCACCUCCACUUCCCGGACCCCAGCCUCCAGUGCCCCAACUGCCAGAAGUUCUUCACCAGCAAGAGCAAGCUCAAGACCCACCUGCUGCGGGAGCUGGGCGAGAAGGCCCACCGCUGCCCGCUCUGCCACUACAGCGCCGUGGAGAGGAACGCACUGAACCGCCACAUGGCCAGCAUGCACGAGGACAUCUCCAACUUCUACUCGGACACCUACGCCUGCCCCGUGUGCCGGGAGGAGUUCCGCCUCAGCCAGGCCCUCAAGGAGCACCUCAAGAGCCACGCGGCCGCGGCCGCAGAGCCCCUGCCCCUCCGCUGCUUCCAGGAGGGCUGCGGCUACACGACCCCCGACCGCAAGGCCUUUGUCAAGCACCUGAAGGAGAGCCACGGGCUGCGGGCUGUGGAGUGCCGCCACCACUCGUGCCCCCUGCUCUUUGCCACGGCCGAAGCCAUGGAGGCCCACCACAAGAGCCACUUCGCCUUCCACUGCCCGCACUGCGACUUCGCCUGCUCCAACAAGCACCUGUUCCGCAAGCACAAGAAGCAGGGCCACCCCGGCAGCGAGGAGCUGCGCUGCACCUUCUGCCCCUUCGCCACCUUCAACCCCGUCGCCUACCAGGACCACGUGGGCAAGAUGCACGCUCACGAGAAGAUCCACCAGUGCCCCGAGUGCAGCUUUGCCACCGCCCACAAGCGGGUCCUCAUCCGACACAUGCUGCUGCAUACCGGCGAGAAACCUCACAAGUGCGAGCUCUGUGACUUCACCUGCCGCGACGUGAGCUACCUGUCCAAGCACAUGCUGACCCACUCCAACACCAAGGACUACAUGUGCACCGAAUGUGGCUACGUCACCAAGUGGAAGCACUACCUCAGCGUGCACAUGCGCAAACACGCAGGGGACCUCAGGUACCAGUGCGACCAGUGCUCCUACCGCUGCCACCGCGCCGAUCAGCUGAGCAGCCACAAGCUGCGGCACCAGGGCAAGUCCCUGAUGUGUGAGGUGUGCGCCUUCGCCUGCAAGCGCAAGUACGAGCUGCAGAAGCACAUGGCUUCCCAGCACCACCCUGGCGCGCCGGCCCCGCUCUACCCCUGCCGCUACUGCAGCUACCAGAGCCGCCACAAGCAGGCGCUGCUGAGCCACGAGAACUGCAAGCACACGCACCUGCGCGAGUUCCGCUGCGCCCUCUGUGACUACCGCACCUUCAGCAACACCACCCUCUUCUUCCACAAGCGCAAAGCCCACGGCUACGUGCCUGGGGACCAGGUCUGGCAGCUCCGCUACGCCAGCCAAGAGCCAGAGGGGGCCAAGCAGUGCCCGACACCGCCACCAGACGCAGAGCACUCCAGUCAGCCGUCUGCCCAGCUGGAGGGGCCGGGCCACGAACCUGGCACCUCGGCAGACCCCAGCUUGGACCAGCCUUUGCCAGAGACAAAUGAGGAGCUCAGCGCCAGGAGGCAGGACGAGGCUCCCCAUCAGGACCACCUGGUGGGCAGCCCCAGCCCAGCAGAGGUGGACGAGGGCAGCUGCACCCUGCACCUGGAGGCCCUGGGAGUAGAGCUGGACCCCGUGGCCGUGCCACCCCUGGAGGAGAUGACUGAAACAGCCCCCGUGGAGUUCAGGCCGCUGGCCGUGGGAGGGCCAGAGCUGCCCAGCUUUGAAGGUGUCGGGACUUCUGGCUUAGGUGCUGAAGAAGAGCCCGUUGGGGAGAAGUCAGUCCCUGAGCCCCCAAGAACUCCUCCGUCCUCAGAGGAGGUGCCUCAUAGCUGGGUAGACACCUUCAAGGCCACCCUGCCCGCCGAGACAGCGGCCUUGCCCCAGCUGCCUGAGUCGGAGUCGCUGCUCAAGGCCCUGCGGAGGCAGGACAAAGAGCAAGCAGAGGCCUUGGUGCUGGAGGGGCGCGUGCAGAUGGUGGUGAUCCAGGGAGAGGGGCGGGCCUUCCGCUGCCCCCACUGCCCCUUCGUCACCCGGCGCGAGAAGGCCCUGAGUCUGCACUCCAGGACGGGCUGCCAGGGCCGCCGCGAGCCCCUGCUGUGCCCCGAGUGUGGGGCCAGCUUCAAGCAGCAACGUGGCCUCAGCACCCACCUGCUCAAGAAGUGCCCCGUGCUGCUCCGGAAGAACAAGGCCGUGCCCGGAUCAGACCGUGCCAGCCCUGUGCGUUCUCUGCUGCCGGGCACGUGUGCCGCGGAGGACGCGGGAGGUGGGAGGCCCAGCCCCGCGUCCUUACAGGUGGAGCUCCUGCUCCCCAAAGAUGCCCCUCCUGACGCGGCCGGGGAGCCGGAGGAGACACGGGCAGCUCCUGCCGCAGCGUGCGGCGCGCCGGGCCCUGCCGUGGGGAAGCCCUGCUCCCCGGAGGCCCCUGAGAAGUUCCGCUUUGAGCAGGGCAAGUUUCACUGCAACUCCUGCGCGUUCCUGUGCUCUCGGCUCUCCUCCAUCACCUCUCACGUGGCCGAAGGCUGCCGUGGGGGUCGAGGUGGGGGUGCAAAGCGAGGGCCGCCCCCGACCCAGCCUGUGCCGUCGCCUUCGAGCCACACAGCCUCUGCUCCCCUGCCCGGCGGCGCUCCAGAGCCCGGCCCCGGGGCUGGAGACACAGCCGCGGCGCAGAAGCAGAAGGGGGCCCGCUUCUCCUGCCCCACGUGUCCCUUCAGCUGCCGGCAGGAGCGGGCUCUGCGGACUCACCAGACGCGGGGCUGCCCGCUCGGGGAAUCCCGAGAGCUGCGCUGUGGCCUCUGCCCCUUCACGGCUGCCGCCGCUGGUGCCCUGCGGCUCCACCAGAAGCGGAAACACCCCACGGCGGCCCCGGCGCGCGGCCCGCGGCCCCCCCUGCAGUGCGGGGACUGCGGCUUCACCUGCAAGCAGAGCCGCUGCCUGCAGCAGCACCGGCGGCUCAAGCACGAGGGCGUGAAGCCGCACCAGUGCCCGUUCUGCGACUUUUCCACCACCCGGCGCUACCGCCUGGAGGCCCACCAGUCCCGGCACACAGGGGUCGGCCGCAUCCCCUGCAGCUCCUGCCCCCAGACGUUCGGCACCAACUCCAAACUGCGCCUGCACCGGCUCAGGGUACACGACAAGACGCCCACCCACUUCUGCCCACUCUGCGACUACAGCGGCUACCUUCGCCACGACAUCACUCGCCACGUCAACAGCUGCCACCAGGGCACCCCAGCCUUUGCCUGCUCCCAGUGCGAGGCCCAGUUCAGCUCCGAGACCGCACUGAAGCAGCACGCCCUGCGCCGGCACCCGGAGCCCACCCACCCCGCCCCGGGCUCUCCCGCAGAGGCCACCGAAGGGCCCCUGCACUGCCCCCGCUGCGGGCUGCUGUGCCCCAGCCCCGCCAGCCUGCGGGGACACACCCGGAAGCAGCACCCGCGGCUGCAGUGCGGGGCCUGCCAGGAAGCCUUCCCCAGCCGGCCCGCCCUGGACGAGCACCGGAGGCAGCAGCACUUCAGCCACCGCUGCCAGCUCUGUGACUUCGCCGCCCGGGAGCGGGUGGGCCUGGUAAAGCACUACCUGGAGCAGCACGAGGCGGCCGCGGAGGCGGCUGGGGACGGCGGCCAGCCCCCUCUGCGCUGUCCCUUCUGUGACUUUGCGUGCCGCCAUCAGCUGGUGCUAGAUCACCACAUGAAAGGGCACGGGGGCACGCGGCUCUACAAGUGCACCGACUGCGCUUACAGCACCAAGAACCGGCAGAAGAUCACCUGGCACAGCCGCAUCCACACCGGGGAGAAGCCUUACCACUGUCACCUCUGCUCCUAUGCCUGUGCCGACCCCUCCCGCCUCAAGUACCACAUGAGGAUCCACAAGGAGGAACGGAAGUACCUGUGCCCUGAGUGUGGCUACAAGUGCAAGUGGGUCAACCAGCUCAAGUACCACAUGACCAAGCACACAGGACUAAAGCCAUACCGGUGUCCCGAGUGUGAAUACUGCACCAACCGGGCCGACGCGCUCCGCGUGCACCGCGAGACACGGCACCGCGAAGCCCGGGCCUUCAUGUGCGAGCAGUGCGGCAAGGCCUUCAAGACUCGCUUCCUGCUGCGCACGCACCUCCGCAAGCACAGCGAGGCCAAACCCUACGUGUGCAACGUGUGCCACCGCGCCUUCCGCUGGGCUGCCGGCCUGCGCCAUCACGCCCUCACCCACACCGACCGCCACCCCUUCUUCUGCCGCCUCUGCAGCUACAAGGCCAAGCAGAAGUUCCAGGUGGUCAAGCACGUGCGCAGGCACCACCCUGACCAGGCGGACCCCAGCCAGGGUGUGGGCAAGGACCCCACCACCCCCACGGUGCACCUGCACGAUGUGAAGCUGGAGGACCCCACCCCUCCUGCUCCUGCCGCGCCGCCCACGGGACCCGAGGGCUGAGACUUCCCUGCCUCCCAGGUGGCUGUGCUCCAAGAUGUGCGAGCUGAGGCCAGAACCAGCCUGGGGCGCCCCCGGCCUCAGGGGGGACGGCUCUGGGGCACUGGGGUGACUGUCGCCCUCCUGGGACACUGAAGUGAACAGCGGUGUGAGAGAGGGACACGGCCACGACAGUGCCUUCUCGUUGAGGGCCGGUGAGUUCCCAGUUUCUUCGCCGUCUCCAGCAAAGGCCCUGACUGAGAUCUUGGUUUUAUUCACUCACCUCUUCCUUCUUACUGUGUCAAGUUCCUGUUUUCUUUCAGCGUUGCAAAACCGCUGUACCCACCCGCAUGUACGGUUGUGCCCGGUGCUCUAUAAAGCAUGUGAAGCAGCGAA
This is a messenger RNA of Oryctolagus cuniculus (rabbit), 6302 nucleotides long. NCBI's taxonomy places the organism in Eukaryota, Metazoa, Chordata, Mammalia, Lagomorpha, Leporidae. The record is from RefSeq and is a predicted model, not a curated record.